UGAAAACUCCGGACUCAAUCUGCAUUCAAAGAUCGCUUGUACUAGGAAACCGUUGACAACCUCGACAAUGGCCAAGAAAAGAAAGGCGAAAGCACCGGAUCGCAAACCCAGAAAAUGGUCGUGGGAGGAAAAGCGAACGUUGUUGGCCUGGCUCGAUUUCUCCCUGAAGCACAAGGAGAUUGACUUUGAUGAAGGCGUGGUUGACAAUUUGGGUGGUGCUUUCACCCACGAACAGAUUGAAAGACAACUGAAGACUCUUUGGAACAAUCGUGGCCCAGAUGGACCAGACUCGCCGAAGGACUGGCACGACAUAAAGAACCGUGGUUCUCGCUCCCUCCAUAAUAAGCACGGGUUGAACGAAAAUCAGAGAAAUGAGAUUGCACUUGCCGUUGAGAAACUGGAGAUAGUUUUCUUCCUCGAGCCCUCGACCCCGAACCGCCGACUGCGAAGUAGUUCCAGAGUGGAUGCAGGUUCUUCAAAUCAAAGAUCCUGGUUGAAUACUCCUCCUGUAGAGAAGAAUGGGAAGACUCAAGGACGCAAGCGCAAGCUUGACUCAGACUCCUCGAUACCACCUGAAGCGAAGCAUGAAAUUGAACGGGUCGACAUUGAAUCUUCAAAAACAAAUCCAAGCAGGAAAAAACCAAAGACGUAUUCAAAACGCGAUCGAACUCGCAGUACUCGUGCUACAGUUUGUAGUCCUCAUACGCCCCUCGCCGUUGAAGAGCGAUAUCCGAGCCUGCAGAACAAAGAGAAGCGAUCGACUACACUUAUCAAGGACAGCGAAGACGAUGUUUCUGAUACCUUGGACGGACAACCAGAUGGUCUCAAUUACAAUCGCGAGACAUCCAUUCCAUUCGGGCCACUAGGAACUGAAGACUCUACCACUUCUCUCUUGUCAAACAGCAACGAAGACGACGGUUGUGAUGAGCAAAGGAUACUCUGUACAAGUGGCGUAAAUGAGGUAGUACGUGGGAGUGGGAAUGAGCUGAUUGAGUGCAGCCAGUGCAAGAUCUCGCAGCACGCUGGAUGCGUGAAAUACUUUUGCCAAGAGUGCACGGAAGCCAAAAGCACACUUGCAGAGCGUCUUACACGAUCUAUCUCCUCACAAAUUGAUUCCAGCACCGAGACGGACGAGUUGAUUGAUCCAUGGCUACAAAGUGCAAUAAUUAAGAUCCAGGAGCUGCAGGAGAAUCUUAUGGAUAAGGAAAGGGAACUCCAAGAAAGCCAACAGUUUGUGGAGGACCUGAAUCGAGACGUUCACUAUUUGAACAUGGCAAAGAAGCAAAGGGACGAACAACACGGGCCUUCUAUAGAGGAGAGAAUGUUCAAGCAGCAAAAGAAGGUGCACAGUCUACUCAACGAGCUCCAAGCUCGUAGUAGACUGGGAACUUUCACCAAGUUAACACGAACAUCGAAUCAUCAGGGCACUUCAACAGACAUCAAGGUCGCCUUGAAGGAGGCGUACCACAAUAGCCACAUGAUAUUUCGUAAUUUGGAGAUCAAAGGAUUUCCAUUCAUUCCUCAACUGCAAAUGCAUGACAGACUUCUCGGCUUGGCUCAAAGGGUAGCUGGGUCGAGGCUAGACUCUGUUCCCCAACCCAAGGAUAGAGAGAUAUUGAGCAUCGAUCCUGUGGCACUGUUACGAUCGUUGACGGUGACUGCGCUGCAGGACUGGGUUUUCGAAACGGAUUUUCCAAAUUUUGAAGAUAAUUUGUCAAUCACGCUUGAAGGGUAUCGAGACCUUCUUGCUAGUCAAGAUGGCGCACUUGCCCUGAGAAACCUUGAUCUGGCUGCUUUCGAGGCCAAAAUCGGGAAGCCAAAAUUCAAGACCUCGAUUCUUCCGAUGGAAGCCCAGAGACUGGCUGUACAGCUUUCUCAGACGUUGGCCCCAUUCUUUACCCGUAACCCACGAGAUCCGCAAGAACUGAGCUGGGACGGUUUUUCAACUUGGGGUGACUCCAUGAAAACAUGGAAAGAGAGACAAGAACAUCUUGUAAAACUGUUCACUGACGCUUUGACGACUAAAGCGAGCUCCUGCCUGAAUAUCGAAGACUAUGAGAUGGUCUUAUAUGCUCCUGGAACAAAGUUCGACUCAAAUACAAUGGAAGCAGAGAGGAUGGACGGCACGACAGAUACCGGUGAUCACGAAGGCCGAGUUGUUCGAAUUUGUGUUCAGGCGGCUGUCUUCGUACAUGCGAGAAAUCCUGUCUCGAACGACGCUUCCGUGUCAGAAUCGAUUAUCUCAACAAGGAACUUCGUGAGGAGAAAUGAGAACGAGAGGAAAGGAUUAAUACCUGGCCUCAAAGCCGUUGUUGUGCUCGCGGACAUGGACUGAAUCAGAACCUCCGCGGCCAAGCCGUCUGAAGACCACCACUACGCGAAUAAGAGGGUAUUGCACUGUCCACAGUCGAUAGUGAGAUCAUUUGCUGGCGAUACGUACAGUUGUAAAGGGUGAUCAAAUACAUUUUAAGUCGAGGUGAUGUCUAGUGGGAACAAAAAAGCACACUGUACAAACAUGUUUUCAAAAAUACAGCCUUUGGUGCCUUCCUGCG
Messenger RNA from Hyaloscypha bicolor E, 2552 nucleotides. RefSeq lists its product as uncharacterized. The transcript has 3 exons. Bases 68 to 2335 code for a protein of 755 amino acids. The record is from RefSeq and is a predicted model, not a curated record. NCBI's taxonomy places the organism in Eukaryota, Fungi, Ascomycota, Leotiomycetes, Helotiales, Hyaloscyphaceae.